CGUGUGUCGGCGGCGGUAACCAGGAAGUGGGGCCAGGAAACUGGAGUCUGUCAGGCGAGCGGGGCUCCUUGACUGACUGGCUGGUUGGCUGACAUGGAGGGCGCCGGCCGUGAGUGUAAAAACCACAGCCAUGGUCCUCUUCGCCAUCAUGACCAUAACUGGCCUAACUUGUACGAAGAUAAAGAUCUAAUGAAAGAGCAAGAUGUGCUUCCUUUUGUGGAGGACUACAGCAAUUUUGAUAUUGUCAAAGCAACCCAAUAUGGCCUGUUGGAGCGUUGUCGGGAGUUACUGGAAGCGGGAUAUGAUGUAAGGCAGCCAGACAAAGAAAAUGUAACUCUUCUUCACUGGGCAGCAAUCAAUAAUCGGCUGGAUCUUGUAAAGCUCUUUAUUUCCAAAGGUGCAGUGGUGGAUCAGCUAGGAGGGGAUUUAAAUUCAACUCCACUUCAUUGGGCUAUUAGACAAGGGCAUUUAUCUAUGGUCAUUUUGUUGUUAAAAUUUGGAGCAGACCCAACUCUUAUUGAUGGCGAAGGAUACAGCAGCCUGCAUUUAGCUGUGCUUUUUCAACACAUGCCCGUCAUAGCUUACCUUAUAUCGAAGGGUCAGAGUGUAGAUACAACUGAUCGGAAUGGACAAACACCUCUCAUGCUGUCAGCCCACAAAGUCAUCGGGCUGGAACCUACUCGUUUUCUAUUAAAGUUUAAUCCUUCUAUCAAAGCUGUAGACAACAUAGAGAAGAACACUGCGUUGCAUUGGGCCAUUAUAGCAGGAAAUGUUAGUGCUGUAGAUGUAUUACUUGAAGCUGGGUCCAGCCUGGACAUCAAAAAUGUCAAGGGAGAGAGACCAUUUGAUCUUGCUCAUCAAACUAAAAAUCGCAUAAUUAUUCACUUACUUUCUGAAGAAGAAAGGAUGAGAGAGAGAAGAAAUUCAAGGUUUCUGAAGAUUCUGGAAAAAAAUGAGUUCUUGCUGUUGCUUGUCUCAUCGUUGAUGUUGAUAUGGGCAGUAGGAUAUGUAGCAGACCUAGAAUCUGAUUCUUGGCUAUUGAAAGGAGGCUUGCUAAUCUUCAUAUUUGUUGUUCUGUCCCUAUUUGCAAGGUUGUUUGUUGGAUUCAGCAAAUUACAAUAUUUUCCAGUAGCAUUUAUGCUUAGUUCUAUCUUAUGGAUAUCAUGGACCUGCUUUAUCUGUUUCCUGCCUGAUUUUUCUAACACGGUCUCUCAGCUUCCCUUCUUUCUUGGUAUGGCUGGUCUUCUCUAUUAUUUAUACAAAACUGUCCGAACUGAUCCUGGAUACAUUAAGACUACCGAAGAAGAGAAUAAAAAGAAUAUCCUUAACCUUGGCGAAUCUGGCUCCUUGGAUUUCAGAACCUUUUGCACAUCCUGUCUUGUGAAAAAACCAUUGAGAUCCAUGCACUGCCAAACUUGCAACUCAUGUAUAGCUAGAUAUGACCAACAUUGCAUUUGGAUUGGACGGUGCAUAGGUGUUGGCAACCAUUGUUAUUUUGUCCUGUUUCUCCUUUUCCUGACAAUGGUGAAUAUUUGGGCGAUAUAUGGAACAAUUCUGUAUUGGUCAGAACAUUGCGCAACAACAUAUCAGCAUGAUGGAAUAUGGACUGCCUUCACACAGAUUGUGUCUUGUUCUCCAUGGGUGUUGUACAUUUUCACACUAAUAGCUUUUCACACUUCAUGGGCAACAUUGUUGCUAAUCCUUCAACUUUAUCAGAUUGCAUUUCUCGGAUUGACCUCACAUGAGAGGAUUACCCUCUGGAAGCAGAGUAAGCGUUCAAAGCAUCCUGUUUCACUCAGUAAAACUCCAUAUAACCAUGGAUUCCUCCAGAACCUAGCAGACUUCUUUCAGUGUAGAUGCUUUGGGUUGUUCAAGCCCAACAGAACUGACUGGACUAAGCAGUAUACCCUAAUAUUUCAGUCAGUGAAGGAUCGAAAUGUUCAUCCUGUGUGAAGAAAAACGACACCAAAUCCUUGGGAUUUACUGGAAGCUUUAAAAAAUAUGAUAUUUAGUAAAUUGUACAGUAUAUUACAAAUUAUUUUGUAAUUUCCUUUGCUAUGUUUGUCUUACUGCUAUUUUGGAAAGAAAGUAAAGUUUACAUGCAUAAACUGCAGCAAACUGGUUAAUGUAAUGACAACCGUGGUUCAUAUGACAUUUUCAAAUUGGUUCACUUGGAAGGAAAUACAACUGUGAAAUGUCAUUUUUCAAAUUGCUAUGAAAGAUGUCUUUUUUAUAAAGCAAUAUGGAAAUCCUGUGCAUUUUUUCAUAUGUGUCCGUCCAUUGAAAUUUGCACAUUAUGAUUAAGGGAAAUAAAAGAUGUUUUGAAAUCUAAAAUAUUUUAGUAUAUCAAACCUGCUUUGUAAUUUUUAGUAACUUAUAUCUGUGUGUAAAUCUGUGUACAAAAGCUGUUUAGAUUUAAUAUAUUCAUGCUCAUAA
Molecule: messenger RNA, 2436 nt
Organism: Elgaria multicarinata webbii
Lineage: Eukaryota; Metazoa; Chordata; Lepidosauria; Squamata; Anguidae
Gene: ZDHHC13
Product: zinc finger DHHC-type palmitoyltransferase 13
Exons: 17
Coding region: 94-1953 (619 amino acids)
Biological process (GO): protein palmitoylation
Cellular component (GO): Golgi membrane
Molecular function (GO): palmitoyltransferase activity; protein binding
Source: RefSeq, a predicted model, not a curated record